CAAUUUUAAACUAAAAUUCUAAGAAAGUGAAAUGGCAAAAUCAAACCCGGAUUUUAAAACGCCGCAACCGCCGUUUCAAGGUCCUAUAAAACAGACUCUGUAUCCUUCAGAGUCUCACUCUUUACUUACUUACAUGUGCUCUGCAUCUUUCUCUCUUUAUCUUCAUCUUCUUUGUCACUCUUCUCUCUCACUCUGCACAAAACUUUCUUUUCUCUGCAGUUUUUUUCCAAGGAAUAUUUAUUGACCUUAAUAUUCAUCCCCAAACAAGAAAAAAGCAUCUCCCUCCUUUGCUUAAUUACCAAACUCUGAUUCCAUAAGCAUCUACCCAUAAAGCUCUUUUCUUCAACUUUCCCUGGAAAAUCUUUGCCUUUUUUUUCUCAUCUCCUCUCUUGUUACAGAGCAUCAAUCUCUUGUUUUUCAUUUUCUUUUCUUCUUUAUUCUUUGUCUACUUCACUUUUUCUCUUUACUUUCCCAACUUUCUCAUACAUAUAUAUACAAAGGCACAACAUAAAGAACACUAUAACUUCUUAUUAUACAGUAGCAGUUUUCAAGAAAGAGAUGGAGGCAGAAAAGAAUGUUGUCAAACUCUCCCAGCACAACAUCAUGACCGCUACUACAGUAACUCAACCAAGAAUCUUGAGAAUCUCUGUGAGUGAUCCUUACGCUACAGAUUCCUCCAGCGACGAAGAAGAUGAUUUUGCAGACAUCUCUAGAAAACGUCGUCGUGUCAAGAAGUUUAUCAACGAAGUGGUUCUUGAGUCUACCGUUUCUGAUAAAGACAGGCCAAAGAAGAAGAAGAGACCGAACACGAAGACGACAGCAUCAACCGCUGUUACUGCUCCGGCGAGAAAGUACCGGGGAGUGAGACAACGGCCGUGGGGAAAAUGGGCGGCGGAGAUAAGAGAUCCGAGUAGACGUGUACGGCUCUGGUUAGGCACUUACGAUACGGCAGAGGAAGCCGCCAUUGUUUACGACAACGCCGCUAUACAGCUACGUGGUCCAAACGCGCUCACUAACUUUCCUCCUCCUCCGGCGACGGAGAAAGGUGAAGAAGCUUCGAAGGAGAUGGACGGAGUUUCGGAUAUAACCACAAGCGGCGGUGGAGAAUGUCUCGGUUCGCCCGUUUCUGUUCUCCAAACUCCUUUCUCCGGCGAGUCUACGGCGGCGAUCGCGGUAAAAGAAGAAUUUUCCGGCGUAUCGACGACAGCGGUUGAGGUGAAAGAGGAACCGUCACUAACCGUCUCAGACACUUUCACGGAUUUCUCGUCGCCGUUGUUCUUACACGACGACGUUUUUGGUUUCCCGACGACGAUGCCUGACUGUUUUGGAGAUGAGUUUUUUGCGGAUAUGAGUUUCGGGUUUGGUUCCGGGUCUGGGUUUUCCAGCUGGCACGUGGAGGACCAUUUUCAAGAUAUUGGGGAUCUAUUCGGGUCGGAUCCUCUUCUAACUGUUUAGCACAUUAUCAAAAAAGUAACCGGCCGUUAAUAGGCAUACGGAGAAGUUUUGUUACCGGCGGUAAAUGAAAAAUAUCUGUCCAAGUUUUUAAUCAAUUUAAUAAAUUUGUUAUAUACACUUAUGACAAAAAGGGUUUGUUAUAGCAGGAAAUUUAAAUUUAAAUUUAACUUAAUGGUGAAUCUUUUACGUUAAAUAACGUAUCUUAACGGCGUGGAUGCACGCACGCGCGAGCUCGUCUGUGCAGAUCUCACGAUUUAUCUUUGCUUUCUUCUUUUGUUCUUUUGGUCGAAUCACGUGUUACCUCACAUGAUUGGAAUAAACGAAAAGCUUCUGUAAUUUUGUUGGUUACGGUUAAAUAAUUAUUCCAUUUGGAGAAAACUGUAUAGAGAAGAGGUUAAAUUACACGUGAGGAGAAUCGAAUCUCCGCAAGUGUCAAAGAAAUGACUUUACAACUCUUGUUAAAAACUUUAAAGAAAGCCAUAAACUAAACACUAACAUGUGUUGGAAAACGUCUACAAUAUACUAGCACACUUAUAACUCUAAAGUAACUUUAUUCAUUUCCAUUUUAGUUAUGUACACGUGACAUGUCUUAUGUAUAACUUUUGAUAAAAAAAAUCAUGAAAUAACUAAAAGCAUGAUGGAGAUGUUUUAUGAUGAGAAACUCAUUUUUUUAGCACACAUAUUCAUUCAUACCAAAAGAGUUUACACUUCAGCAGAGGAGGACUUAAGUUCAGCAGUGAGAGCAGAUUUAGCCACUAUACAAACGGAGAAUAAAGGAGAAAGACAAUACAUAAAAAAGUAAGAGAGCUAAAAUGAUAAAUAUCAAACACAAUACCAAACAAGGUUGGUCUAGACUCUCUACUUUCCAAUAGCUUGAUGAGGAUGAGAAAUAUCAAACACAAUACCAAACAAGGUUGGUCUAGACUCUCUACUUUCCAAUAGCUUGAUGAGGAUGAGAAAAUUCGACCGAAUUGUUAGAGCAUGUUUAUUGCAAUAACCCCUAAGUGGGCUCUUAACCAAUAUUUUAGUAUUAAAAGUAAGUUAAGAGUUUAUGCUAAGAACCACUUGAUUUUUAGUCCUCCAAAGCUAGGUUCUUAAGUUAAAAAUUCUUGCAAAAAAAAAAGAGAAUCCAUUACAGAGAAUCAAACACGAUAGACACAAACAUGAAUUUUAAUACUUUUGGAAAACAGAGAAUCCAUUAUAUGAUCCAUUACAUGAAAAACAGAGAAUCCAUUACAACAAACACAUACAGAAACUUAAACUUAUAAGCGGAAUACAACAAACAACAUAGAAAGGAACUUAGACAUAGAUGACAUAAACUCAAACAGACAACAAGUCAUCAAACUUAACAGUAACAGUCCGUAUAUAAACAUUCAUAUU
This is a messenger RNA of Brassica napus (rape), 2835 nucleotides long. RefSeq names its product ethylene-responsive transcription factor CRF1-like. Gene Ontology annotation, molecular function: DNA binding; DNA-binding transcription factor activity. The transcript has a single exon. Gene Ontology annotation, biological process: regulation of DNA-templated transcription. Bases 559 to 1455 code for a protein of 298 amino acids. The record is from RefSeq and is a predicted model, not a curated record. Lineage: Eukaryota; Viridiplantae; Streptophyta; Magnoliopsida; Brassicales; Brassicaceae.